GUUACGAUUCACUAGUAUUUUGAGGUUAUUCUUUUGCGAUUAUGCUUGUCAUUUUAUCAAAGAAAAAUUUGUUUGUUGGUAAAGUUUUAAAACAUCAAUUUCCACAGUUCUGUUAAAUUUUCAGUGAAAUACAACUACGAGUAAGUACAAUUUUAAACUAUUAUCCAUCCAACUUAUUGUAUAUUAUUGUUCAAACGUAAAGAAUUUAUAUGUACAGUGAUAUUCUUUGUUAUAGAUCAUAGGUACCUAUUUUACAGAAAAAAAAAAAAAAAAAAAUUGUAUUCAUUUUUAUAAAUCAUUACAUAUUUAUAUAUUACUCAAGCAUUAUUAUCUUCAAGAAAUAAUAACAAUAUUUAUAAAUUAUAUUGAUUUAAAAUCGUAUUUGAUCAUUUUCAUUUGUUCAAAGAGUAUUGUUUGUUUGUUUUUUUGCAGAACUAUGUCGACGCCAAAUGAAACGCCUAUAGCCAAAGUGGUCGUUCACCCUUUGGUGUUAUUGAGUGUUGUUGAUCAUUUUACUCGUUUAGGCAAGAUUGGAAAUCAAAAGCGAGUAGUAGGUGUACUACUAGGUUCAUGGCAGCAAAAUAAAGUGCUCGACAUAUCCAACAGUUUUGCACUUCCAUUCGAUGAAGAUGACAAGGAUAAGUCUGUGUGGUUUCUCGAUCACGAUUAUCUUGAAAACAUGUAUGGCAUGUUUAAGAAAGUGAAUGCUCGUGAAAAGGUAGUUGGCUGGUACCAUACAGGUCCUAAACUCCACCAAAAUGACAUAGCUGUAAACGAAUUAGUGCGUCAGUAUUGUGUAAACAAUACAUCUGUUAUGGUAAUCGUUGAUGUUAAACCUAAGGAUGUCGGUAUCCCUACUGAAGCUUACCGCGUUGUGGAACAAAUUCAUGAUGAUGGAUCGCCUCCGUCCAAAACACUGGAACAUAUCGCAAGUGAAAUCGGUGCGGAAGAAGCUGAAGAGGUCGGUGUCGAACAUUUACUUAGAGAUAUUAAAGAUUCUACUAGUGGUUCCUUAAGUCAACGUGUUGCUAACAUUAUAUUCGGUGCUAGAGGCCUUUAUAAACAAAUGGUUGAUAUCAGAGAUUAUUUGCAGCAAGUCGUAGAUGGGAAACUACCCGUAAAUCAUCAAAUCAUUUAUCAACUGCAAGAAAUAUUCAAUCUCUUACCGGAUGUAGACAAGGAUACUCUAGUUGCCGCAAUGCACGUUAAAGUGAAUGACCAUAUGCUCGCAGUAUACUUAGCCACUAUGAUUAGGACUAUCAUUGCAUUACACAAUUUAAUCAACAAUAAGAUUGCCAACAGCGAUGACGAAAAGAAGCAAUCACGGGAACCAGAAGAGAAAAAAGAUGAAGUUGCAAAGAAGAAAGAAGUCAAAGCAAAAUAGGUGGCUAUAAUUCAAUUAUAUAAUAUAAUUGUAAAUAAAUAAUCUUAAUAAUUUUUUUUUUAUUAUUAUUAUUUAAAGUAUUGCAAACAUUUAAUAUAAUUCGUACAUAUUUAAACUUAAUAUAAUUAUUAUGCUGCAGAUAAUUUUUUUUAUAGUUCAAUUAUUAAUUUACUAACCUCACCUAUACUUUAACAUUACCCAAUAAAAACAAAAUCUCUGAUUAACAAUAUUUGAACAAGCAUCAUUUCCUCCCAAAAUUUUGUAAUUUUUUCUGCAAAAAAAUGUAUAUUUCGAGUGAUGUACUAAGUGACCAACAAUAAAUGAAUUUAUCAGUCAUAAAAAAAAAAAAAUAUUUCAAUUAUUUUUCUUGGUUUGACCACCAACAAAUUAUUUUGUUUUGUUUAUUUUAUUUUUUUUUUUUUUCAUAGAUAAUCAAUGUGAAAUUCAAAUCAUAACAAAUAAUAUAGGAUUCAAUAUGCAUUGUUUGUUUCGUAAAAAGUUCUUUUAGUACACUAUAAUAAAUUUUGCAAUUUUAUAUAAACAUGCUCAUUUAAUAAUUAAAUAAACUGUUAAGAAAUUUUAAGUAAGUACAAUGAAAUUCAAUACCAGAACAGUAAAUGAUAGUAUUUUCUUAUGACAGUAUGUUGUGAGUAAUAGCUAUCAAUAUGUUUUACAUAAUGUAUUGAAUAAAUACUGACUAAUUAAAGUCUAAACAAAUGCAUAAUAUGCCUCUGGAUUAAUAAAACUUUAUCUUAGUUUAUUAUUACUACAAUAAUAUUAAAUAUUUUGAACUCUCAAAUAAUAUUAUAGUCAGUUUUUACUGUAUUGUGAACUGUUAACUGAUCAAUAUGUUUAAUUCAAUAAGGUUAAUUAUGUUUAUAGUUGUAAAUCCGUGCUGUUUGAUGUAUUUUUUUGAAAACUAAAAUUUGUAGUAGUCUCUUGUGACUUUUUUUUUAAUAUAAUUUUUGUAUACAUUUUUGAUUCGAGUGAAGCGACAAAACUUUUUAUAUCAUAUAAAAUUAUCAAUACAAAAUAGUAUUUCAUAAAACAUUAUCGAUUUUUAAUUAUUAAUAACUAAUGCAAAUAAUUACGUGUUAGGUACCUAUUGUCAUGGAUUUUAUAAUUUGUUGAAUAUUAUUUUACCAAAUAUCAUAACAC
Molecule: messenger RNA, 2542 nt
Organism: Cinara cedri
Lineage: Eukaryota; Metazoa; Arthropoda; Insecta; Hemiptera; Aphididae
Source: the annotation of a GenBank genome assembly